GCAAUUGUUUGACUUGACGUCAUCGUUCAGUUGAUAUCGUCGUAUCGUCGUCUUGUAACUUAUUGUAAUUUUGCGAAAUAAAGAUAUUUUUUGUAGUGUGUUACAGAGCUGUAUAUUAGAAUUAGACUUGAAAUGAUCUUAAAAUAUUCAUUUACUCCUCGAUAACACAAAUUUAAUGCUUAAUUUCCAAAAUUAUGUCGUUAUAGUGCAUUCUAGUUGUUAAUUGAAUCCGCGCAAAAUGUGGUCCUUUUUCUCUCGUGAUCCUACAAAAGACUUCCCAUUUGAAGUAGGUGAUCCAGUUUGUGGCUUAGAAGAUAGGUCGGUGUGGUCUGUCCAUAAGGGUAAAAAAAGAGGCACACAGGAUGAAGUAUCUAUUUUCUUGUUUGAUGUUCAAAAGAAUUCGGAAACCUUAUUUGACAUAGCAAAGGCCUCUUUAAAGAAACUGAAGACUAUGAGACAUCCUAGCCUUUUACAUUACUUAGAUAGUUGUGAAACUGAAAAGUUUUUAUAUGUUGCUACUGAAUAUGUGGAACCUUUAGCCACUCAUAUAGAAGAAAUGAAAUUGGAAGGACAACAAAAAGAACUCUUCAUUGCAUGGGGAAUUUUUCAAAUCACUAGAGCAUUAUCAUUUUUAAAUAAUGAUGGUAAUAUGAAACACAACAAUGUUUGCCUCUACUCAGUGUUUGUGACAUUGGCCGGUGAGUGGAAACUUGGUGGGUUUGAGUUCCUCUCUGCUCUGAGUCAGGAAUCUUCCAACCCCAUUCCCAUCAAAAUAUUACCUGCACUUGAAAUUUAUGAUCCACCAGAGAAAAAAGAUUCAGCUAAACUAAAAGCAGUUACUAAGUGUUCAACAGAUAUGUGGGGUUUGGGUUGCCUCAUUUGGGAAGCUUUUAAUGGUCCAUUAAAAAACCAACCAGCAUUGAAAACUGUUGACCACAUACCUAAGCAGCUGUGUACAUUAUAUUGUGAACUAGUCAGUGCAAACCCAGCUUCCAGACCUAAUCCUGCAGAUAUUAUAGCUAGAUGUCGCAAAUUAGGCGGUUAUUUCAAAAAUGAUCUGAUUGACUCAAUGUUGUUCCUAGAAGAAAUCCAAAUUAAAGAUAAAGUGGAAAAGGGGAAAUUUUUCUCGACUCUCACUGGACACUUAGAUAACUUUCCUGAGGCAGUUUGUGUUCAUAAAAUCUUACCCCAGCUACUCACUGCUUUUCAUUAUGGAGAUGCAGGAUCUGCUGUACUGCCACCAAUGUUUAAGCUAGGAAAAUUACUAGAUGAUGCUGAUUAUCAAAAACAAAUAGUGCCAUGUGUUGUAAAAUUGUUUGCGUCCAAUGACCGCACCACAAGAUCACGGCUAUUGCAACAACUUGAUCAAUUCAUUAUGCAUCUACAAAAUGCCACAGUGAAUGACCAAAUAUUUCCACAAGUGGCUAAUGGUUUUCUUGAUACUAAUCCUAUUAUCAGGGAACAAACUGUUAAAUCUAUAAUCCAUUUGGCACCUAAACUCAACUACAACAACUUGAAUGUAGAAGUCCUAAAACAUUUUGCUAGAUUGCAAGCCAAAGAUGAUCAAGGAGGAAUAAGGACUAACACUACAGUGUGCCUAGGCAAGAUCGCAGCCCAUCUACAUCCUCAAAUCAGACAAAAAGUGUUAGUUUCGGCAUUCGUGCGCGCAACCCGCGAUGCUUUUCCGCCCGCACGGCAAGCUGGUGUGUUGGCACUUGCUGCGACACAGCAGUAUUUUUUGCUCGUUGAAGUCGCUAACAGAGUAUUGCCAGCAUUAUGCCCCCUUACAGCAGAUCCAGAAAAACAAGUUCGUGAUGCCGCCUUUAGGACUAUAAAAGGUUUUCUUGGCAAGUUAGAGAAGGUUUCCGAGGAUCCUAGCUUGAAGGAAGGAAUGGAAGCGGAUGUGAAUACGGCGACUCCGUCUCUCAGCAACGCGGCGGCGACAUGGGCCGGUUGGGCAGUCACAGCCGUCACGGCUAAAUUCUACCGCUCGCACUCAGAUACUACUCGCGUCCAACAUUCUACAAAGUCAGCACUGUCCAAACCGGGAUCACUAGAGCAACCGUCGUCGAGCAGUAUGUCAACCACUACAUCGUCUGUGACAUCGAUGACGUCACUGGAACACAGCGAGUCCGUGUCCGAUUACGAUCCGGAACACUGGGACAUGGCCGCGUGGGGAGAGAUCGAUUCGAGUGCAGGUACCGGCGCUAGUGCUAAGUCACCGCCGAGCAGUGGCAGUGCGCAAGCGACGCCUGCGCUAGCGGCGUUAUGCGAGGACGAUUGGGACAACGAUGAAUGGGGAACACUUCAGGAACAACCAGCGGCGGAACAAGAUCUGGUUAGUCCAUCUGAGACGUGGAAUAACUCUCAGUGGUUAGAGGGCGGGCUUAAUAACGCGAAUGCUACGUACGUCCGUCCGCGCAACGUCUCAGCUCACCAUCAGAACAGUAACGACUCGCUCGGCGGCUGGGAGGACGGCGAAUUCGAACCAAUCGAAGAAAACGCAGACGAAAAUAAUGCUUCAAAAAUGGAUGAAAUGCGACGGAAACGCGAAGAAAGGAAAAUACAAAGGCAACGGGAAAUGGAAGCGAGACGAAACGCGCGCGCACAAGGCCCUAUGAAGCUCGGUACUAAGAUCACCGCCCCGCCCUUCUAGUCGGUACUGUUACGAUAGCUCUCAGGUACCAGUGUUGAACCAAAUUAAAUCAUUUUAUUACUAUCAAUAUUAAUACAUAGAACUAUAUUCUUUAAAGAAAUAAUUUGAAUCUAUUUUCUGUUGUUCAAAUGCAUUUCUAGUGAUCAGAAGGCCAAACUUUUUCACUUUCAUAUAUUAGAAAAAGCAAUUUCAUAUACGAGGGUCAAACUGAAAGUUCUUAGAAAAUCAAAAACUGAUUACAUUAGCCAGUUAUUAGUUUUAUUAUAUCUUUUCAAAAUAUUGUCCAUUCACGUCAAUACACCGCUGCAUGCGAUGGA
This is a messenger RNA of Diatraea saccharalis (sugarcane borer), 2973 nucleotides long. The record is from the annotation of a GenBank genome assembly. NCBI's taxonomy places the organism in Eukaryota, Metazoa, Arthropoda, Insecta, Lepidoptera, Crambidae.